CGUAGAGGUGGGCUGGCAGAGAGUUAAGUGUAGUCUGAGUGCCAUCAAGAUAAGGCAAACAUCAGAAGUCCUGAAAACAGUAGAUAGCUCAGUCUGAGUACUGAUGUGUACAUGAGUGUCUUGUGUCAGAUGAUAUCUCAGCGGAUCCUCAGCGUCGGCUCACAUUUUCAUUCAUUCUGAAAGCUCAAACUGAUAGCUUCAGCAGAAAAGUUGUAAAGUGAUUUCAUGAAUGAGGUAUCACGACAUCGCCUGGCACUCUCCAGCAUCAUUUUAUUUUUCGUCAGAUUUGGACGAUCUGAAGCUGAUCGCUGGAAAGCUGAGCACGUAUUGGACGGAUCUUCUCCUCGAGCAGAAGAGUUGUGAAAGAGUUUUGCAGAAGAGCACCAGCAGCAGCAUGGAUUACUUUUUAUUUCGACUCUUCUGUUCUUUGGCUUUGGCGUCGCUUCUAGUUCAAAGGGCAGACUCUAACGAGAUCCUGGGACUAAAGAUCCCCUUUGACCCCAUUCUCAAUGCCAACACGGUGUGUUUGACCCUGCCCGGCCUGACAAAGAAACAGCUGGAUGUAUGUAUGAGGCAUCCAGAUGUGACAGCCUCAGCCAUACAGGGCAUCCAGAUUGCCAUCCAUGAGUGCCAGCAUCAGUUCAGAGGACACCGCUGGAACUGCUCAAGUCUGGAAACCAGGAACAAGAUCCCCUAUGAGAGUGUUGUCUUCAGCAGGGGUUUCAGAGAAAGCGCGUUUGCAUAUGCCAUCGCAGCAGCCGGUGUGGUGCACGCCGUGUCCAACGCUUGCGCCAUGGGCAAGCUGAAGGCCUGCGGCUGCGACGAGAAACGCCGAGGGGACGAGGAGGCAUUCAGGAUCAAACUCAACCGUCUCCAGCUGGAGGCCAUCAACCGGGGUAAAGGCAUGGUGCACGGCGUGAUGGAACACUUUCCCGCCGACACUCUCGGCCCCCAGGACUCCUGGGAAUGGGGUGGCUGCAGUCCAAACGUGGAGUUUGGGGAACGCUUCUCCAAGGAGUUCCUGGACUCCCGUGAGACAUACAGAGACAUUCACUCCAGGAUGAGACUUCAUAACAACAGAGUUGGCAGGCAGGUGAGAGACGGCGUUAUGCUGGCUGUGUGUGUGAUGUGUGACACUAAGCCUGAAAGAAUCAGCAGUGUUGGAUUGCAUUUCCAAAGAGUGCAAAGGGAUCAACUUACACUCCCUUUCAAGGUGCGUUAA
Messenger RNA from Sinocyclocheilus rhinocerous, 1222 nucleotides. RefSeq names its product protein Wnt-10a-like. Gene Ontology annotation, molecular function: frizzled binding; cytokine activity. The transcript is spliced from 3 exons. Gene Ontology annotation, biological process: cell fate commitment; canonical Wnt signaling pathway; neuron differentiation. Gene Ontology annotation, cellular component: extracellular region. NCBI's taxonomy places the organism in Eukaryota, Metazoa, Chordata, Actinopteri, Cypriniformes, Cyprinidae. The record is from RefSeq and is a predicted model, not a curated record. Bases 230 to 1222 code for a protein of 330 amino acids.